Messenger RNA from Rotaria sp. Silwood2, 1647 nucleotides. The record is from the annotation of a GenBank genome assembly. Lineage: Eukaryota; Metazoa; Rotifera; Eurotatoria; Philodinida; Philodinidae.
AUGUCUAUAUUUAUUUAUUUAUUAAUUAUAUUAAAGUUGAAUCUAAUUUAUGGAUUCGAUGCUGGUUUUAUAGAAUUAGCAUCAUCUCGUCAAGAGAAUAAAGAUACGACACAUUAUGGCAUGACUAUUUGUGCACUCUGUCGUGUGACACUUGACUUUUUGAAAUCAACAUAUAAUGUAGAUACAGCUUAUUUAGAUACAAAAUUUGAUGAAACCAACGGUCAAUGUCAAGGAAAUAUUGUUCGAGGUAUAAUAAGUCUAUUAAGAACUUCUCAAAUGAAAGGUAUUAAUCCAUGGCUUUAUUCAAUCACAGUUAAAACAAUAGCUUCUGCAAAUACAAAAACAGAUUUAAAAGAAAUGUUUAAAGAAGAAAGUCAUUUCGAUAGUGAAUUGUUUAUUGGAGCAUCAAAAUUAAUAAUGAAGCGAUAUCAAUCAACAUUAGAUGCGAUUAUAAAAUCCGAUAAUUAUGAUAAAGGACGUAAAACAUUCGGAGAAAUGCUACAUACAAUACAAGAUUUUUAUAGUCAUACAAAUUAUAUUGAACUUGAAUAUAAAUCACCAAAUGAUGUUCUUGGUAAAAGAAUUUUUCGAGAAAAUGAAUUUGCAUCGAUUAAUACGAGAACAUGUAUUAGUUGUAAUGAUGAACAAUGUCAAAUAAAUACAAAUUUCGAUGAAAAUAUACGUCAAAAUAAAUUACUUACAAGUGGUUAUUUUAUACCAAUUGGUUUUAAUUUAUUUAAAAAAUCUAAACCAAAAGGAAAAUGUUCACAUGGAGGUUCUUUUGAUAGUACACAAGAUGAUGAACCAACAGGUGGUAUUAAUAAAGAUAAAUUAAAUUCUAUUCAUGGUCAUUUACAUUAUCAAGCAGCAAGUAUGGCUUAUAAAGCUACUGUAAACAUUUUAACACAACUUCAACAAGAUAUUGGUGAUGAUUCUUUUGCUUUAUUUUUAACAUUAAAAAAGAAUUUAAAUAGUCUUAUUAUAUCGAUUGAUACAUCAUGUUCAAUUGGUAAUUAUGUUGAUCUAGCUAAAGAUAUAUCAAUUAAUAUUGUUAAUCAAUAUGGUCAAUUAGAGUUUGCUCCACAUAAUUAUAUAUUAAUAUUAUUCAAUAGUGAUUAUGCGAAAAUAAUUAUUAAUUCUCGUAAACCAAACGAUUUAACUGAUGCUAUUCAAGAACUAAAUUCAUGUGAAAAUUAUACAUCAGCAUUAGGUGGAAUGUACUAUAGUAGUCUUAUCGAAGGAUUGAUACAGUCAGAAUAUUCAUCAGUUAUUUAUACAUUUACUGAUUCGCCAACAAGUGAUAGUUAUCUAAAAUAUAAAGCACGUGCCUUACUUCGAAAUAAACAUGUUGUUAUUUAUUCAUUUUUGGGUCAACAAAUGAAAAAACUUCUGCUUAAAAGGAAAAUUGAUCUUGUUGAUCAAUUAGAUGGAAAUGAUCAUGGUACAGAUCUACCAUCAAUUAGUGGCGGUCUUACGUAUCCUAUUACUGUUAAUGAUCGAUCUGUCAUUUUAGAAUUUAUACUUCGUCGAUUAGAAUGGACAAGAUUGCAAACUUUAGUUAUUCUUAAAUCUAAUUCUACAUCAAUUACAUUUUGUGUUGAUUCAUCGAUUGAUGAACUUCAUAUUGAUAUAUCAUCAACAGGUUAA